Messenger RNA from Eucalyptus grandis, 1485 nucleotides. RefSeq names its product rust resistance kinase Lr10-like. The record is from RefSeq and is a predicted model, not a curated record. Lineage: Eukaryota; Viridiplantae; Streptophyta; Magnoliopsida; Myrtales; Myrtaceae. Gene Ontology annotation, molecular function: ATP binding; protein kinase activity. The annotation marks the transcript as partial. Gene Ontology annotation, biological process: protein phosphorylation. The transcript has a single exon.
UUCGUUCUUUCAAUAAUUAUACAAAUAACAUAUUCUAACCCAAUAAAAAUCUCUUCAGUGCCUUUUUGUGUAGCGAAAUUCCUAAUUGGGAUGCCAUUUGUCACAAUAUUUCUGAUCUACAAGUAUAGAAGAAGGCACCUGGCAAUGGACAAGAAUAUUGAAGAAUUUUUGCAAGCUCAGAAUAACUUUUUGCCCAUAAGGUACUCUUACUCUAAUAUUAAGAAGAUCAACAAAAACUUUAAGCACAAACUAGGUGAAGGGGGGUAUGGUUCCGUGUACAAAGGAAUGCUUAGAAGCGGCAAUGAAGUGGCCAUCAAGAUUUUGAAGCAGUCCAAGGCCCGUGGCCAAGAUUUUAUCAAUGAAGUGGCUACCAUUGGAAGAAUUCACCAUGUUAAUGUAGUGCAACUCAUCGGUUUUUGCUUUGAAGGCUCGAAACAAGCUCUCGUGUAUGAUCUCAUGACAAAUGGGUCUUUGGAUAAGCACAUUUUUGCGGAGGAAGCUGAUAAGUUUCUUGACUACAUGAAAAUAUAUGAGAUCGCUCUUGGGGUGGCGAGGGGGAUUGGAUACUUACAUCGGGGGUGUGACAUGCAAAUACUACACUUCGAUAUCAAGCCUCACAACAUUCUUUUAGACAAGAAUUUCACCCUGAAAGUUUCUGAUUUUGGACUUGCGAAACUUUAUCCGACGGAUCAUCGCAUAGUCUCGAUGACUAUUGCAAGAGGAACCUUGGGAUAUAUGGCACCUGAGUUGUUCUACAAAAAUAUCGGCGGUGUAUCUUAUAAAGCGGAUGUCUAUAGCUUCGAGAUGUUGCUCAUGGAAAUGGCAGGUAGAAGGAAAAAUAUAAAUGCAAAUGCGGAGCACUCAAGCCAAAUUUAUUUUCCACUGUGGGUGUAUGACCAAGUCAAUGAAAAAGAAAGUGUUGAAAUGGAAGAAGUUGUAGAAGAGGAAAGGGCAGUUAUAAAAAAGAUGAUAAUAGUUGCACUUUGGUGUAUACAAUUUUACCCUGACCAUCGGCCUCCAAUGAACAAAGUCUUAGAAAUGCUUGAAGGAGAUAUUGGUAAUAUUCAAAUGCCUCCAAAACCACUUUUUUACCCAACAGAUGAGCCGAUUGACGAUGACAAAGCAGAGAUGGAAUUAGAAACAUUUUCAACUUCAGCAGGCGCUUCCAUAAUUUCUGCUAGUUUUCCAUUUGGAGGUAGCAAUGAUGUUUAGAACCAUGCACAAUUUGAUUGGAAAAGCUUUGUUCCCCACAAUAUGGUAUUAUGUUGGGAGGGAGGUGAGCUAGUUUAGUUGUACUUUUUUUUUUUUUGGUCGGAGUGUUAUUUAACUUCAUAUAUAGUUUUGCCAUGUGUAGUCCAUACAAUCUCCUAAAUGGGAUGUAUGUUUGGGUUCAUAACCGUGCUUGGGAAGCAUAUUCUAUAUGUUCAUCCAAUGUGAAUUUCAGCUAAUCCAGUUAAUCAUCUAUAAACCAAAUCACUUGUUUUA